GAAACCUAAAAAAAUCAAGCUUAACCGGGAAACAAUUGCCAACCAUUUACGAAUUUUCUCAGUCCCACUAUCGAAGAAGUUGUGAUGACGACGACGAGGGCGAAGUCCAAAUUCCAGUCUCUCUCAGCAUGUCGCUUCACGCCGUUACCGGAACCCAAUACCUCACCGAGCACUUACUCCAAGACUUUACCAAAACCCAAUUCCUCGCCGGGAACCGACGGAACUUUCCCAACACCGUUUCCCUUAGCUGUCAUCACUCCAAUCAAAACCCUAAAAUCCGUCACAUUAUCCGAUUGGUGGCUAACAAAGAAAGGCAAAGAUUUGUGUAUUAAAGGAUUCGAAUCAAAUGGUGCAUCUGGAGUAAGACUGUUUUCAUCAGGAACAAUCUCAAAGCGACAUGAAAGUACAACUCUUGAAGCAAUUGAUGGGAUUACAAUUUCUAUCAAUGGUUUCAUCAAUCGAUCUCGUUGUCUAGAGAAUGGUAUUUCGAUUGAGGUUUGUAAUCGUUUUCGUUUAGGGUUUCCUUAUGAUUGGGAAGAUUACAAUGAAGAAGAAGAAGAGAAGAAGAAGAAGAAUGUUGAUAUUUCGUUUGAUGAUAUUCCUGUGAAUAGGUAUCAGGAUCUUUAUUCUCUUGAGGGUUGUUUGAAAGAUAAGAUUUUGGACGAUGUUGUUGGUAGUUUAAGAGAUUUGGUUUGUCAGAAAUCUGAUAAGGCAUGUGAGAAAUCAAGAGUUGGUGAUGUUGAUGAUGAUGAUGAUGAUGAUGAUGAUAAGAGUUUGGUUUCGAGGGUUGUGGGAGUGAAGACUAGAGGUAUGCUUAGAAGGAGAGAAGAGUAUGAAGCUUCUAUUGGGAAAAGAGUUGCGACCAUGUCUGGGAAAAGAGUUGUGACAGUGUCCAAGAAGAAGAAUAGGAGAAGAAGUUUCGGUUGGUAAGGUUUACAGGAUCUUACUCUUUUAGAGGGUUGUUUUGAAAAAUAAGGCUUUGGAUGAUGUUGUCAGAAAUGUGAGAUAUCAAGAAUGUGAUGAUGUGGGAGUGAAGACUACAUCCUUCUAUGUCUACUUUUGGCUUCUUUGGCACAAAUGGAUGUAAGAAAUGUAUAUAUGUAACCCAAAUUUCUUAACCUAAGAUUGUAAUUUAUGUUCUUCAUUGACUGCAUUCUUCUGUCUAUUUUGAACCUUUUUAAAACAGGUUUUGCAAUGUUAGUUUUGGACCUGACUAAAAAACAUAUGUAAAGAUUAAGUAAA
Messenger RNA from Arabidopsis thaliana (thale cress), 1242 nucleotides. RefSeq names its product EMBRYO DEFECTIVE protein. The transcript has a single exon. Gene Ontology annotation, cellular component: nucleus. NCBI's taxonomy places the organism in Eukaryota, Viridiplantae, Streptophyta, Magnoliopsida, Brassicales, Brassicaceae. The coding region runs from base 85 to 930 and encodes 281 amino acids. The record is from RefSeq and is marked reviewed.